GUUCCGCUUGCAAUCAUGGCAGGUGCUGACAGCCAGGUAAAUGCUGGGGGAGAAAAGAAGGCAGAGGGCGGAAAGAAGAUGAAUGAGGGGGCCGGCGAUGGAGGGCGAACGGAGCUGACUCCCUGGCCUGCAUUUAUCAAUGAGCGUUUAGAGAUGUACAAUAAACUUAAAGCUGAACAUGAUGCGCUUCUUGCAGAAAGAGCUGCAAAUGACAGUAAACCCAUUAAAGUUACAUUACCUGAUGGCAAGCAAGUUGAUGCUGAAUCUUGGAAGACUACUCCUUAUCAGAUCGCUUGUGGAAUUAGUCAGAGUUUAGCUGACAACACUGUUAUUGCUAAAGUGAACAAGAUGGUUUGGGAUCUAGACCGUCCUUUGGAGCAGGAUUGUACCCUGGAGCUGCUUAAGUUUGAAGAUGAAGAGGCUCAAGCAGUAUACUGGCACUCAAGUGCUCAUAUAAUGGGCGAAGCUAUGGAGCGAAUCUAUGGUGGCUGUUUGUGCUAUGGCCCACCAAUAGAAAAUGGAUUUUACUAUGACAUGUACCUUGAGGAAGGGGGUGUAUCAAGUAAUGACUUCUCUGCUUUGGAAACCUUAUGCAAAAAGAUAAUGAAGGAAAAACAAGCUUUUGAAAGACUGGAAGUUAAGAAGGAAACACUGCUUGAAAUGUUCAAGUAUAAUAAAUUCAAGUGUCGUAUCCUGAAUGAGAAGGUCACUACUCCAACUACAACAGUAUACAGGUGUGGUCCCUUGAUAGAUUUGUGCCGAGGGCCUCAUGUUAGACAUACUGGGAAGAUAAAGACCAUAAAAAUUCAUAAGAAUUCUUCUACCUAUUGGGAAGGCAAGGCAGAUAUGGAAUCCCUCCAGCGGAUCUAUGGCAUUUCAUUCCCAGAUGCAAAAAUGCUGAAGGAGUGGGAGAAAUUCCAGGAGGAGGCUAAAAGCAGAGAUCACAGAAAAAUUGGGCGGGACCAAGAACUGUUUUUCUUCCAUGAGCUCAGCCCUGGUAGCUGUUUUUUCUUGCCAAAAGGAGCUUACAUUUAUAACACGUUAAUUGAAUUCAUCCGGAGUGAGUAUCGUAAACGUGGAUUCCAGGAGGUUGUUACUCCAAAUGUUUUCAACAGCAAACUGUGGAUGACUUCAGGGCACUGGCAGCAUUACAGUGACAACAUGUUUUCCUUUGAAGUCGAGAAAGAAAUCUUUGCUCUGAAGCCUAUGAACUGUCCAGGACACUGCCUUAUGUUUGAUCAUCGCCCAAGAUCAUGGCGUGAGUUGCCGCUACGGUUGGCUGAUUUUGGUGUUCUGCAUCGCAAUGAACUGUCUGGAGCUCUCACAGGACUCACUCGAGUACGCCGGUUCCAGCAGGAUGAUGCUCACAUAUUCUGUGCUAUCGAGCAGAUUGAAGAGGAGAUUAAGAGUUGUCUGGAGUUCUUGCGAACUGUGUAUGAUGUCUUUGGAUUUUCCUUUAAGCUGAAUCUUUCUACUCGUCCUGAAAAGUACCUGGGAGAUAUUGAAGUGUGGAAUCAAGCUGAAAAGCAACUCGAAAACAGCCUCAAUGACUUUGGUGAGAAGUGGGAGUUAAACCCUGGUGAUGGCGCUUUCUAUGGACCUAAGAUUGACAUUCAGAUUAAAGAUGCCAUUGGCCGCUACCACCAGUGUGCUACAAUCCAACUUGACUUCCAGCUGCCAGUCAGAUUUAACCUCACCUUUGUCAGCCAUGAUGGCAAUGACAAGACAAGACCAGUUAUCAUUCAUCGGGCUAUCUUGGGAUCUGUGGAGAGAAUGAUUGCCAUUCUAACUGAAAACUAUGGAGGCAAAUGGCCACUCUGGCUGUCCCCGCAGCAGGUCAUGGUGGUACCAGUGGGACCAGCAUGUGAUGAAUAUGCUCAAAAGGUCAGGCAGCACUUCCAUGAUGCUGGAUUAAUGGCAGACGUUGAUGUAGAUCCUGGGUGCACACUGAAUAAGAAGAUCAGAAAUGCUCAGCUAGCACAGUAUAACUUCAUUCUGGUUGUUGGUGAAAAGGAGAAGGCAAGUGGAACAGUUAACAUCCGCACCCGAGAUAACAAGGUGCAUGGUGAGCGUACAAUUGCAGACACUGUGGAGAGACUGCUGGAUCUGAAAAGUUCUCGCUCCAGACAAGCUGAGGAGGAAUUUUAACACCAGCUGCUCUACUUGGCAUAAAAGAUCUAGUUUUCCUCAUUCAGUUAGCCACACAGUUUUUAUGCUGAACCAGAUUUGAAAUGUUUUUCUCAUUGGGCCUUUUACUCAUUUUAGCAGAGAUGUUUCUUUACUCAGAAACAUCUGGUUUUGUAAAAAUCAGAUUUUCACAAACCUCGAAGUAAAAUAUCCUGGCCUCUGAUCAGUGUCAGAUGAAGCAAAAUGAAAUGACUUCUUGUGGCUGCAAGGGCAAAUGGGAAUGUUAAUUAGGGAUACCCAUAUCAUUCUAACUACUCUGUUACAAAUAAAAUGCAUUUAGAUAGCAAAUGUUUUUCAUGAAAGUUUAAAGGCCUUAGGCUUAAGAAACCGCAUAAUAACCAUGCACUGCAUCAGCCAUUGGAGUGUCUCCUUUAGAAAGGAAAGUAAGACAUUGCAGUCCUGUCUGCUGGUCUUACACUAACUAAAUGUUGACUGAACAGUUCCUGGUCAUAGGAUCAGGGAAGUAAACAGUGGUCUUCUCUUUUCUUCUCCUUCAGUAGCGGUUGGUGCCUCUGGGAAGGUCUUUGCUUUCACUGUGUGACAUUCCUCACAUGGGGCUGCCUGCCACACAGUACCGAGCUGGUAACCGAAGCCAGCUGUACUCUCUUCCAAGGCAGUAUUUGAGAAAUGCUGGCUCUGCGGGUAACACUGUUGUAGCUGUAGCAUGGGGAUAAGAUUGUCUGGAAGAGGUAGGGCCAAAGAAGCAGCUAAUGAAACCAGGGAACGCUGAUUGUUUCUGUUCAUGUCUGUGAGGUGUCCUUUCAGUAAAGCCGUAGACCUCACAGCAGAAACAAGAAUGUACCGAACUAAAGGGGAUAAUUACUAUUUUUUCUUUUCUUUUAUGGAUAAAUGCUGUGUUUUAAUUCAGUAGGUACAGCGUCCCCUUCCAUGGAACACUUCCUUCCUAAGCCUUUUGUGCAGGACAUCACAUUCUCAAUUAGCAGCCCAUCCUGUCUUGCAGUUACGGGAUCUCAUAAAUGUGUUUUGGAUUUGGUGGGGUUUUUUGUACAUCUGGCUGACAAAUGUCUGUUAUUGACAAAAAAAUAAAAUCAUGGUCUGAAGGUU
Neopsephotus bourkii (Bourke's parrot) is the source of this 3252-nucleotide messenger RNA. RefSeq names its product threonyl-tRNA synthetase 1 (gene TARS1). The transcript is spliced from 19 exons. The record is from RefSeq and is a predicted model, not a curated record. Gene Ontology annotation, biological process: threonyl-tRNA aminoacylation. NCBI's taxonomy places the organism in Eukaryota, Metazoa, Chordata, Aves, Psittaciformes, Psittacidae. The coding region runs from base 16 to 2148 and encodes 710 amino acids. Gene Ontology annotation, molecular function: threonine-tRNA ligase activity; ATP binding. Gene Ontology annotation, cellular component: cytoplasm.